AUGAACGCCGUCGUCACGGCUCAUGCUUACUUCAACGACUCCCAAAGACAGGCCAACAAGGAUGCCGAUGUUAUCUCUGGUCUCAACGUCCUGUGUAUCAUCAACGAGCCAAUCGCCGCUGCAAUUGCUUACGGUCUCGACAAGAAAGCAACGAGAGUCGGAGAGAAGAACGUGCUUACCUUUGACCUCGGUGGUGGUAUUUUUGAUGUGUCUCUUUUAACAAUCGAAGAAGGAAUCUAUGAAGUGAAAUCAACCGCCGGUGACACCCACUAUAACCCGUGCCAGAUCCCUUGA
Lactuca virosa is the source of this 294-nucleotide messenger RNA. Lineage: Eukaryota; Viridiplantae; Streptophyta; Magnoliopsida; Asterales; Asteraceae. The record is from the annotation of a GenBank genome assembly.